Venustampulla echinocandica is the source of this 2244-nucleotide messenger RNA. RefSeq lists its product as uncharacterized. The coding region runs from base 1 to 2244 and encodes 747 amino acids. The record is from RefSeq and is a predicted model, not a curated record. NCBI's taxonomy places the organism in Eukaryota, Fungi, Ascomycota, Leotiomycetes, Helotiales, Pleuroascaceae. The transcript has 2 exons.
AUGCCUUUCUGCAAUAGCUGUCAGAACAUCACAUUUAACCCGGAGAACGACGAUUCGCUGGAUUAUUUUGAAGCAGUCAUACAUCCUGAUUUUGCUUCAUUAAAGCGCUCCGCUAAGUCUCGCAAAUGCACCCUAUGCGCUGCCGUGUACGGCAUGAUCCGGCAUCAGGACUUGUGGUUCCCUUCCCCUGAAAGAGACGAAGAAAAGAAGACCAACCGCCUGGAUAUCGCCCUGAGCAUUCAAUAUAAAGUAGAAAGCUCGGAUGGCGACGAGUGGGAAUUUGUCGAGAAGACUGGGAAGAAUGAUGGCGAUGCACCAACUAUCCUUACGGUUCGGAAUGGGCGCCCUCCUUCUUGCUCUUUUCGAAUAUGUAAUAGGGAAGUAAUAUCGAGGUCGUCUUGGCGAGAUGAACAGGAAGAAACUGCAGUGUCGGCAGUUGUACUUGAGGGCAUCAACGGGGCGAUUGGGGGUGUUUCCUCUGAUACUUCGACAGGAAGCGACGCCAGCAUGGAACUAAUGAGAUUGUGGAUCGAGAAGUGCAAAAGGGAUCACAAAACCUGUGGCAAGAAGCCCUCCGAAUCAGUCCCGACACGCCUCCUUGAUGUUUCAUUCGCAGAGGGUGAAUCUGGGGUUCUCUUUCUAGUGCCAUCAGCCCAACUCAAUCGACCACCUUAUGCAACUCUCAGCCAUCGUUGGAAGAAGGGUUCCUAUGUUACAACCUCAUCAACCGAACAGGAACACAUCCAAGAAGGGAUUCCGGCGAAGUUACUCCCAAGAACGUUUCGGGAAGCCUCCAUCACGGCCAAGAAGCUAGGCCUGAAAUAUCUCUGGAUUGACUCCCUCUGUAUUCUCCAAGAUUCACGCCAGGACAAGGUCCAGGAGAUGCCAAAGAUGGCCGACUAUUACCAGAAUGCAGAGCUGAACAUCUGCGCAGCAACAGGAGACAGCGAAGGUCUCUGGCAGGAGCGCGAUGGUAAGGCGACUCGGCCUUUCGAUAUCCCGAUUACUAUCAGGACGCCUGGUCUUCGUAGAAAGACGCGAAAAGUACUCAUGACGGUAGCUCCAAUAUUAAAAGGAGUACCGUCGCACCUCGACAGUCGCGGUUGGAUCCUACAAGAGAGGAUCUUCUCGCGAAGGACGUUAUUCUUUGACCCGUACUGGGUUUACUUCGAAUGUGCUGAGAUGAGUGCAUCCGAGAGCUGCCCGGAGGGUGUUCGAAGAGACCAGAACACAGACUUCGGCGAGCUAGAGGAUGAUAUUGGAACCACAGUCUCUAGAGACCCUGUUUUGAGUGAUAUAGGUGGAAUGAUACGAGACCUAAGUAGUCAAGUCGAUAGCGGAAUGGAAUUAGGCGAUGCAGAGCGAAACGCCGCCUUCGGGUUGUGGUUUAAUGCUGUAGAAAACUACUCUAAGAGACAGCUAUCGUUCGAGACCGAUAGGCUCAAUGCCAUAUCCGCCUUAGCAGAGAGAUUUUCACGUAUACUCAAGGACAAGUACAUUGGCGGGAUAUGGGAACGCAACUGCCUCGUGUGUCUUCAGUGGUGCCACGGAGUGGAAGACAUGGAUCAGUUAACUGACACGCGCGUAUUCGAGGGUGGCGUAUUCGAGGGUGCUCCAACAUGGUCCUGGGCUAGCGUACGGGUAGGCGACAAGCCUGGUCUGGGUGAUAGUACCACGGUUGAGGUCUUUUCUGAGACAAAUUGUGUACCGCUGGUGCAGAUACUCGGUAUUAAGUGUGAAAUAGAGUCUAAUACAUUCAGCGAUAUUUCCCAAGCCAAACUCACCCUCCUAGGCCACCCAUUAUGUGGCUGGGCCUAUUCUCGAGAAAACGGACCGGACGCAUCGAUGGAUAUGGUCACUAUGGCAGAGGAGUUGGAAGCGCUUCCACACACAAAUCUCCCCCCUGGUAGGUAUGGCUCCGAAGGUAUAAAGAAAUUCGAUCAAAAAUUGUCCCGAAGGUGGUGGCUGCAUAUUGGUGGCGAGAUGUUGGGACAACGGUCGCAAAGAGUUCUGGACGUAUUCCCAGACACAGGUGACGCCAUAGUCGAAGGAGUCUUUUAUCUGCUUCCUCUUGCCGAUUACCCCAAUGACGAUAAUACUAUUGCCAAGUCCAGACAAUAUGGACGGGCUUUUGGCUUGAUCCUAAAAGAGCUUGAUAAUGGGAUGUUUCGGCGAGUAGGCUAUACUCGUGUCUUCAUGACAGACCUCAUGACAGCAAAGACACGUUCUAUGGUCCUGGUAUAG